AUGACAGAGGAAGAGGUUAAUUUUAUAUAUGACGAUGACGAAGAUGAGGACGAUACCAUGAUUAUGUAUGAGAAUAAUGGGGGCGUUGGUAUUAAUUCUACCCAAGAUGACUUAGUAUCUAUUUCCAAGUCCAAAUCUCUAGUUAGCCAGAGUUCAGAGUUUGAUAUAGAUGAAGACUAUAGUGGCGAUGACUUAGAGUAUGAUGAACUCCUGUCUGUUCCAAUAACACAUGAAAAUAAAAAAUCGUUGAACAAUGGUAGUGUACCAAAUUUACAAUACGAGUGUUUAACUACCCAGGACAUCUUCCAGAAAAUGCUAAAUAGAGUACAUCAUAUCCAACCCAUCCUGGCUAUACCGACAGAGGACAUUUUAACCCUUUUGCAACACUUUGAUUGGAAUGAGGAAAGAUUACUAGAAGCUUGGACUGAUAGAAUGGAUGAGCUUUUACUAGAGGUUGGCAUACAUAUGGAUGAGAAUAAAAGCAGCAAGUGUAGAGAAAUUAUUCUAAAGGAAGACUUUUUAUGCUUAAUAUGCUGUGAAUCAAAAUCUACAGAGACAUUCUCAAUGGAAUGUGGACAUGAAUACUGUGUUGAUUGCUAUCGACAUUACAUCAAAGACAAGCUUCAUGGUGGUAGUGUGAUAACUUGUAUGAAUUGCUCCUUAGCAUUGAGACACGAUGAUAUAGAUAGAAUAAUGGGUAAUGACUUCAGUGCAAAGCUAAUGGAGUCGUCAAUAAAAAGCUUUGUUCAGAAACAUAACAGAAACUACAAGUGGUGUCCAUUUGCCGACUGUAAAUGUAUUAUAUAUCUUAAGGAUAUGUCCUCACUACCAGAAUACACGAGAUUGCAUUACUCACCUUUUGUAUUGUGCACCUCAGACCAUCGGUUUUGUUUCAAUUGUGGCUUUGAAGUACAUGCACCAGGUGACUGUAAGAUUACCAAUGCAUGGGUUAGAAAAGCUAAGAAAGAAUCAGAAAAUUUAAACUGGGUAUUGUCUCACACCAAAGAAUGUCCUGAAUGUUCUGUAAAUAUUGAGAAAAGUGGAGGUUGUAAUCAUAUGGUCUGUUCGAGUUGUAAAUAUGAAUUUUGUUGGAUUUGCGAGAAAGCAUGGGCUCCUCACGGGAAAAACUUCUUUCAGUGCACAAUGUAUAAGAAUGACGAUAGCAGAAAUAAAUCCACUGAUGAAAAUGCUAAAAACCUGAAAAAAUAUACAUUUUAUUAUAGAGUUUUCAAUGAACAUGAAGUAUCUGCAAAACUGGACUGGAGAUUAGGACAAACAAUAGGUCAUAAAGUUAGGGAUCUACAGGAAAAAAUCGGGAUAUCUUGGAUUGAAGGUCAGUUUUUAACCGAAGCUUUAAAAACGCUGAGUGAAGGAAGAACAGCACUUAAAUGGUCAUUUGCUCUUGCAUACUACGCCGACCCUUCUCAUAAUUUAACAAAAAUAUUUGUUGAUAACCAGGGUUUGCUUUCGAAAGCAGUUGAAGAUUUAUCGGAACUGCUGCAAAUCAAAAACGCCGACUCUAUAAUGAAGAAGAAAUUGGAUUUCUACAAUAAAGCUGGCUAUGUUGAAAAUAGAACAUUAGCACUUUUACAAUGUGGGCGUGACCUACUCUGUAAAGGAAUAUGUAAAGUUACUGAAUGA
This is a messenger RNA of Nakaseomyces glabratus, 1641 nucleotides long. It is a transcript of the gene HEL1, whose product is annotated as E3 ubiquitin-protein ligase HEL1. Lineage: Eukaryota; Fungi; Ascomycota; Saccharomycetes; Saccharomycetales; Saccharomycetaceae. Gene Ontology annotation, biological process: protein polyubiquitination; positive regulation of proteasomal ubiquitin-dependent protein catabolic process; ubiquitin-dependent protein catabolic process. Gene Ontology annotation, cellular component: ubiquitin ligase complex; cytoplasm. Gene Ontology annotation, molecular function: zinc ion binding; ubiquitin conjugating enzyme binding; ubiquitin protein ligase activity. The record is from RefSeq and is a predicted model, not a curated record.